CGCUAUCAACACCGGAAGUAGAAGGUGCAGGACGAUGAUGGCUCCUGACAGCAGGGAUGGUGCGGCUCCAUGUGCGUGUAAAGGCAUACGGCGGUGUCUCGUGUGUGAAAAGCUUGAGGAGAAAGGACAGUUGGAGGCGACUGGACGAAAGGUCGUGCAUCAUUUCCUGUACAAUCCUGAGACGAAGCUCGCAGUUUGCAAAGAUGCAGCAGAAGAAGCCGCAUCCUUCCCCUUUCCGGGUGUCUUCCUGUGGGAGGACUUCAUAUCGGAGGAGGAGGAGGAGGCGCUGAUAAGCUCGAUGGACCAGGAUGUGUGGAAUCAGUCCCAGUCUGGUCGAAGGAAACAGGACUUUGGUCCAAAAGUGAACUUCAAGAAAAGGAAAGUGCGCAUGGGCGGCUUCAGUGGACUCUCUUCUUUGAGCCAAAAACUAGUGCUCAGGAUGCAGCGAGAGCCAAGUCUUGCAGGCUUCCAACCGGUGGAGCAGUGCAAUCUGGAUUAUCAUCCUCAGCGAGGCGCUGCCAUCGAUCCACACCUCGACGACUCCUGGCUGUGGGGGGAGCGCCUGGUCACCGUCAACAUGUUAUCGAGCACGACGCUCACCAUGUCGCUCGAGCAGGGUCUGCCCGAGCUUGGACUCGAAGGGGAAGUCCACGUAGCGGUGCAUCUUCCGCGCAAAUCUUUAGUGGCGUUAUACGCCGAGGCGCGGCAUCGGUGGAAACAUGCCAUUCGCAGGGAGGAUGUUCGUGAGCGCAGAGUUUGCAGCACUUACAGAGAGCUGUCUGCAGAGUUCUCACCUGGAGGGCAAAAGGCAGAGCUGGGAGCUCAGCUGUUGAACAUUGCUUUGAGUUUCCAAGGAGCUCCGGUAUGAGCUAGUCUGAUGAUGGCAAAGGGAAGCUGUAUCGCCGGAGAUGGGAGACUGGACUACUUGCACAUGCAAUGAACUGUGUCUCCUUCAUGGCUGAAGGCUCGUAGCUCCAACCUGUGCCUCCUCUCCAAAUGUAACAGAUAUUUUGGAGUAUACAAGACUGCCAAGAAUACAGCUGCUGUAGCUCAAAAUGAGGACAUAAGAAGAAGACGACCACGGGUCUUUGCUGCAUAUGGUUUUGAACUGUAGACUUUUGACACUGUAAUGUAACAGUCACUUUUGUCCUGCAGCUGUUUGAGUCGGCUUGUCCCAACUAAUAUUGUGACGUUCAUUCUGUUUUUCCAAAUCCUGUCUAAGGCAAUUUGAUGGACCACAGGUUUGUUUAGGCCUGUGAGUCAACAAUGCUCCUGAGAUUUGGUGCACUUAUAAGUUACAACCUGCAGAAGGAAAGGUCAAAUGUUAAAUAGUACCGCCGUCCAUAAUUAUGCAUAAAAUGCAUAGUUGUUGCGUAGCUAAUUAAGAAGCAAGCAGGUGACAAAAACAUCAAAAAACGUAUUGGUUAUACUGGUGGUCACUGCUUUUUUUCAAACAAAUCUAUAAAAAAUGGUUUGAUUCACACAGCGGGUUCUUACAGUUGCCCCUGUUUGUGUCAACGUAUGCUUAUAUGGUUUUAUUUAAUCUCUUUGAUCGGAAGCCCUGUUUGUACAAUUCCUCACAUUUUUCCCCCAGACAUAUGAAAGGAAACAUAUAGUGAAGAAGGAGCAGACUCUAGAGCUACUGUCUUAAGAGACAGUAUUUUCAGCAGUCCCUCAGUUUUUGAGAAUGUGCAUUCAGGUUUACAGCAGUCGUGACUGGAAACGGGAGGUCACAAAUCAUAUGCUGAUGCAGACCAGUGUGCCCAUGCUUGGCUGUGCCUCGCUCGGCUGUAACGUGAGGAAAUGGCCACCCAGAAUCACCCAGAGGCUCCAGCUGAACUGAGGCAGAGCUGCUGCCCCCCAUUACUGACUAUCUAUCAUAGUAAUUAUGUGGCUGUGGAUGUAAACGUUGUCUCUGCUGUGCUACAGCAGCUCCGUGUUGUCAGACACAACUUUAAAAGGCCACACCAGUUGUUUUUUUUGUUAUAUAAUUUAGAUCCUUUAGGAAUAAAAUAAUGUAUAAUUUACAAUCUGCUGGGAAACUGCUGUAUGUUAUUGUGUUUUAGGACUUUGAAGGUGUCACAGAAUGAAAUUUGCUUUCCAUUGACCAGUUACUACAAAUGCUGUUGGAUUAUUGCUGUGCAAAUACUCCAUGUAUUGUAUCUAAACAAACAUGAAAUGCAAUGACAACAUUAUGAAACGAAUAUCUAAAUUAUUAAAAUGAACUAACUAAAUAAAUAGACUAUUUUAGUUUUCUGGUCUAAA
Scophthalmus maximus (turbot) is the source of this 2265-nucleotide messenger RNA. RefSeq names its product alkB homolog 4, lysine demthylase (gene alkbh4). NCBI's taxonomy places the organism in Eukaryota, Metazoa, Chordata, Actinopteri, Pleuronectiformes, Scophthalmidae. Gene Ontology annotation, biological process: protein demethylation; actomyosin structure organization; oxidative demethylation. Gene Ontology annotation, molecular function: actin binding; demethylase activity; oxidoreductase activity. Bases 35 to 868 code for a protein of 277 amino acids. Gene Ontology annotation, cellular component: contractile ring; midbody. The transcript is spliced from 3 exons. The record is from RefSeq and is a predicted model, not a curated record.